This is a messenger RNA of Erigeron canadensis, 963 nucleotides long. RefSeq lists its product as uncharacterized. Lineage: Eukaryota; Viridiplantae; Streptophyta; Magnoliopsida; Asterales; Asteraceae. Bases 1 to 963 code for a protein of 320 amino acids. The transcript has a single exon. The record is from RefSeq and is a predicted model, not a curated record.
AUGUUAGUGUAUGUGGAUGAUAUUGUUUUAACAGGAAACAAUGAAAGUGAGAUUGAAAAGGUUAAAGCUUUAAUGAAUUCUAAAUAUAAAAUUAAGGAUUUGGGCAGAUUGAAAUACUUUCUUGGAAUAGAAGUUAUUAAUUGUGAAAAUGGAAUUUGUUUAUCUCAAAGAAAGUAUUGUUUGGAGUUAUUGAAUGAGUUUGGACUUCUUGGUUGUAAGCCUAUUACUACUCCCUUAGAACAAAAUUUAACUUUCAAAAAUGAUAGCUCAAAACCUCUUGAAAUUAUUUCUGCAUAUCAAAAAUUGAUUGGUAAAUUGAUAUAUUUAACUUUAACAAGACCAGAUAUUUGCUAUGCUGUUCAGUGUUUAUCUCAGUUUAUGCAUGCUCCAACUCAGCAACAUCUUAUUGCUGGUUUCAGAAUUUUAAGGUAUCUUAAGUCUUCCCCAGGUAAUGGUUUAUAUAUUGUGAAAUCUGAAACUCUUAAUCUUAGAGGGUAUUCUGAUGCUGAUUGGGCUAGAUGUCUUAUGACAAGGAGAUCAGUUUCUGGGUAUUCUGUCUUCCUUGGAAACUCUUUAAUAUCUUGGAAAUCUAAGAAACAAUCCACAGUAGCUAAGUCUUCAGCAGAAGCUGAAUAUAGGGCUUUAGCUGCUGUAACUUGUGAAAUUAUGUGGCUUAUGAAUCUUUUAAGUGAUCUUGGUGUCAAAGUUGAUUUACCAGUUGAUGUUUUUUGUGAUAGUAAAGCUGCUUUACAGAUUGCAGCCAAUCCUGUAUUUCAUGAAAGGACCAAACAUUUUGAACUUGAUCUUCAUUUUAUUAGAGAAAAAAUCUGUUCAGGAGUUUUGAAAGCUAAUAAGAUCAAAUCUGAGCAUAACUUGGCAGAUUUGUUUACCAAGAGUAUUGGUUCUAAGCAACAUGCUUUUCUAAGUUCACAAUUGGGAAUGAUUGAUAUGCUUAAACCAUAA